CAAGCUCAAAAAGGCAAGCAAAAACAGUCUGAAUCUCAUGGUGAAGCUUCAUCUAGUGAAAGACCAGAUUCAACAAAACCAUCUGAAGUAAAACGUCGCAAAACUAGAAAUAGCCCUGAUUCAAAAUGGAUGGAUAAUGGAAAUAGUGCAUGGUUAGAAUAUAGAGAUGUAUAUAGAGUAGUAUUGAUGUUUUGUAGAUGUAUUGAUCGACAUCUUGCUCAUCAUGAACAUAAAGCAGAAGCAGAGGCAAGAAAAUCCAAUCAAAGUAAUUUAGUAGUUACAUUUUCACGUCAAUUAGAUGCAAAUAAAAUUAAAGUUAUAACGCAAAUGCAGUGUAUUUACUUUACGGCAAAAAAAUAUAUAGCACUUUCAAUUUAUCCUAAUCUAUAUCAAUUGGUAGAUUUUCAUAAAAAAAAUUCACAAACUAUGAAUCUUUGCGAUACCCCUAAAGCAUUACAACUACCAUCACUUUCCUCAAAAAAUUUAUCAUCAGAAUCAAAUGAAUAUG
Messenger RNA from Funneliformis mosseae, 508 nucleotides. NCBI's taxonomy places the organism in Eukaryota, Fungi, Glomeromycota, Glomeromycetes, Glomerales, Glomeraceae. The record is from the annotation of a GenBank genome assembly.